Rodentolepis nana is the source of this 6399-nucleotide messenger RNA. NCBI's taxonomy places the organism in Eukaryota, Metazoa, Platyhelminthes, Cestoda, Cyclophyllidea, Hymenolepididae. The record is from the annotation of a GenBank genome assembly.
UGCAUACUUUUCGAACCCUGUCUUCUUUCUUUUUUCCUCUUUCCGCUAGAAUCACUUCCGGUGGUGGUUAAACCUUUAGCGGUCUGUGAUUUCAAUGAUGGAAAUACCUGUGGAUGGUUAAAUGAAGAAGGUGCUUGGUCAAACCGUUGGUCAGCUGGUAACGGAGCUCUUUGUCUUACGCCAAAAAAGACUACGCAUUCGAAGCAAAUCUCAUCUUGGCUUCCUGGUUUAUCUACAACGGAUUCCCGAAAGCAGUCAUCAGACAUCCGUGUUCGAUUCACGAGUCCUUCUGUUCCUGCUGGAUUUGGACUGAGGUGUAUUGGUUUCGUCUAUUCUCUCUAUUCAGGGAGUGGGAAACCGACUGGAUAUAAUUGCAGGCUGUCUAUGCUACUACAGCAGGAAGACCCCUUUCGUCUUUUGAUAGAAUUCGAAUUCCCGACCAUUAAGCCCUUGGCAAUCUGUGAUUUCAAUAAGGGUGGAACAUGUGGUUGGAAAAUUGAAGAAUCGGAUUUGGGUCAUCGUUGGACACCCGACCUUGGGUCAUUUUGUCUUAAGGCCAGACAAACUUCAACUCCUGAAAUAAAGUCAGAAGAAACUUUCCUGUUCCAAGGGAUAUCUGUUGAGCUCUCAGCGAAAAAUGAUAUCAGCGCUCGCUUUAAAAGCCCUCUCAUUCCACCUUCUGUUUCUUUGAAAUGUCUUGGCUUUGCCUAUUUGUUAAAUGUUGGACUUGGAAGGGGUUCCGAAAUUGUUGAAAUGCCAGCUUCUCUCUCAUUGCUUCAACAGCAUAAAGGGUAUUUCCCUCUUAUAGAAGACUUUCAAGCUUGUUUCGUCCUCUUGCUAGAUUUAUCAACUUCGAUCAUCAAACCCCUGGCAAUCUGUGACUUCAACAAUGGUGGAAUAUGCGGAUGGAAAAGCGAAGAAACCGAUUCGGGCCAUCGAUGGAUACCUGAGCAAGGUUCUCUAUGCCUCACAGACCAGCCAUCUUCUGGUUCUGUACAGAAUACACAGAAAUCCGGGGAUUGGUUCGAUAGCUUUUCCGUUGACUUACCUAAAGCUGAGACUGAUAUUACUGCGCGUUUCAAAAGUCGUCUUAUACCUUCUUCUGCCAACUUGAAAUGUCUCAGAUUUGCUUAUUCAGUUAAUCUUGGGGGUUCUGAAAUGUUUGAAUCCUCGCCAUCUCUCUCGUUACUUCAACAACAGAAGGGGUAUCUUUUUGUUGGUUUAUCACUUCAUUUGUGGCUUGGAGUCCCAUUUUUAUCAAUUCUUUUCGCGUUCACUUAACUCUCGUCUUUGGAUCUGCAACCUCUCGCAAUUUGUGACUUUGAUGACGGUGAUACAUGCGAUUGGAAAAGCGAAGAAACCGACUUAGGACAUCUUUGGAAGUCCAAUCAGGGCUCCCUAUGUCUUAAAGCCAAAAUAUCUUCAACUCCAGUUAAAAAACCAAAGGCCUCUUCGUGGCUAAAGGGCUUAAGAGUUGGGUCAGCAAAGAAAAAUUUCGAAGUUAAAACUCGUUUCAAGAGUCCUCUUGUACCGGCGUCUGUCAAUUUGGAGUGUUUGACUUUUGCCUAUUCGAUUAAUCUUGGACGAGAAAGAAAUUCUAAUAAUCCUGAAUCCGCUAUUACCCUUUCGCUGCUUCAACAACAAGAGGGUGGCCUCAGCUAUCUGGAGUCUGUCCCUCUCGAUGUCAAACCUCUGGCAGUUUGUGAUUUCAAUGAUGGUGAAAUAUGCGGUUGGAAAAGUGAAGAAACGGAUUGGGGACAUCGGUGGGCAAUUUACCACGGCUCUCUUUGUCUAAAAGCCAAACAAUCCUCUUCCAAAAAGCCGAGGCCCUCUUCUUGGCUGGAUGAAUUAGCAGCCGAAUCUCAGGAUACAGAUAGUGACAUCACGAUUCGCUUCAAAAGUCCAUCUAUUCGAGCAUCUAUUGGGCUGAAAUGUAUUGGUUUUGCAUAUUCGUUCAACUUUCGAAGCGAGGGUUCUAAGUCUCUUGAUACUUCGGCUAGUUUGACGUUACUUCAGCAACAAAAAGGGCCUAUUUCGUGUUUCUUAGAAAUCUCACCUCCAAUAAUUAACCCGCUGGCAGUCUGCGACUUCAACAGCGGUGGAACAUGCGGAUGGUUCAAUGAAGAAGCUGAAUGGAAGUACCGUUGGAAGGUCGAUCAAGGCUCUCUGUGUCUUAAAGCCAAGCAACCCUCUCCCUCUUUAAAUGCUGAAGCGUCUUGGAUUCCAGUACUUUCGUCGGAAACUUCAGUCGAUGAAACAGAUAUCGUCGCACGUUUUAAAAGUCCUUCUGUUCCGCCUUCAGUUGGUUUGAAAUGUGUCGUUCUUGUGUUCUCGAUCAAUCAUGGUCGAAAAGAGAGCUCCAGGGUUGUUGAUGCUUCAGCUUCUCUUUCGUUGCUUCAACAACAGAAAGGGUAUAUUUCCAACUCUUAUAUCUCGAGUCUUGUUUUUGUAGAGAUGUCGUGUAGUGCUUUACUGAUCCGUUUUGGUGAUAUAUUCAAAUAUAUUUCGUUUUUGUUAGACGUCUCCGCGAAACCCCUUGCUAUCUGUGACUUCAAUAAUGCAGGAACCUGUGGAUGGAAAAGUGAAGAAACUGAUCAGGGACAUCGUUGGACAAUCGAGCAUGGCCAGCUCUGCCUUAAAGCCAAAAAGCCUUUAUCUACACCGAAGAAUUCGGAGGCAUCUUCCUGGCUUCCAGGUUUAUCUGCUAAAUCAACAAAAGAGGAAACUGAUGUGAUAGCUCGUUUCAAGAGUCCUUCUGUUCCACCUUCCUUUGGUUUGAAGUGUAUUGGCUAUGAUUUUUCAAUAUAUCUUGGACGCGGAAAGAACUCCAAAACUCCAGCUAAAUCCGCACCCUCGAAUAUCAAACCAUUGGCGAUUUGUGAUUUCAACGACGGUGAUACUUGCGGAUGGAUGAACGAAGAGACUGACUGGAGACGACAGUGGAUUGUUGAUCAAGAUUCUCUUUGUAUAAUGGCCAGACGAUUUCCAAAAAUGUCGAAACUUCCUAAGUCGUCGUCUUGGCUUCCCACUUUAUUUGUUCAGUCGAAUGAGGCAGAAACUGCAAUUACCACUCGCUUCAAAAGUCCUCCUGUUCUACCGAGUUUUGGUUUGAAGUGCAUUGCUUUCACGUAUUCAGUCAAUGUUGGGCAACCGAAGACUCUAAAGACUGCUAAAAAUUCAACUUUUCUUUCUUUACUUCAACAACAAAAGGGGUAUAAUUCAUUUGUCUAAUCUCCGCCUCUGGAUGUCAAGCCGCUGGCGAUUUGUGAUUUCAAUGACGGUGAAACCUGCGGAUGGAUUAAUGAGGAAUCUGACUUAAGGCGUCAAUGGAUUGUUAAUGAGGGUUCUUUGUGUCUGAAAGCCAAACAAUCUCCUUCAAAAUCCUCUCAUCCUAAAGCUUCUUGGAUUCCUGGAAUAGUCAGUGGUAUACAAGAAGUUGAAUCCGAUGUGACAGCUCGUUUCAAAAGUCCCUCUGUUCCGGCUUCUAUUGAACCUCUGGAGUCAUCGAGACUGAAACCUCUAGCUGUUUGUGAUUUCGACGAUGGUGAUACUUGCGGUUGGGUACAUGAAGAAGCUGUUUGGACGCAUCAAUGGGGUGUCCAAGAUGGAUCCCUUUGUCUCAAAUCUAAGUCUGCACCUCCACAGAAAAAGAAGAGCUCUUCUUGGUUUGCCGAUCGUUCUGUUAGUAAAUCUUUGGAUUCUCCAACACAAGUCUCCGUUCGAUUUACUAGUCCUCCUAUUCCUCGUGAUGUCAAUCUGAAUUGUAUCGAAUCGUUUCCAAAACCUUGGUACAUCUGGAAUUUUGACGAUUCACUGGAGGACUGGGCUAACGAUGUAUCUAAUUGGGAUCUGAAAUGGGAAUUAAUCGAUGGGUCUGUUUGUCUGCACAAUGUUCCCGUUAAACCAAAGAUCCCUUCCAAACACAAGCCUUGGGCAAGUUCUAAAGCUAAGAAGGAGGAAGCGACUAUUAAAACCACGAAAGCUUCUUUUUGGAGUCCCCCGUUACCGCAAGACAGUGAAAUGCGUUGCCUAACUCUGAAAUAUCGAUUCAGUCCAGCACCACAGACGACUCAGAUCUAUAGUCUGGCUAUACUGCAACAGCAGGAUGGCUCUCUUAUCUCUCGUUUUGUCUCCCUAGGUACACCACUGAAGCCCUACUUUGUGUGGACAUUCGAUAAAUCAAUGGGAGAUUGGAAAAAUGAUGCGGUGAAUUGGCUACAAAUGUGGGAGCUUAGCAAUGGAGCUUUAUGUUUGAGAAACACUCCAAUGAAACCUAAGGAGCCUUCUGAAAGUGUUCCUUGGCUGGUUUCGGAAAAGAAGAAGGAAAAGUUGACAAAGACUUCAAAAGCACAACUUUGGAGUCCCCCGAUUCCGCAGGAUCUUGAUGGUCUACCGAGUCCCUACUUCACCUGGACGUUUGAUGAUUCAAUGGGGGAAUGGUCAAACGAUGCAGCAAAUUUUCUUCAAAAGUGGGGGCUCCUAGAUGCAUCUCUCUGUUUAAGCAAUGUCCAAAUCAAACCAACGAAGACUUAUCAAAGUCCACCGUGGCUUGUUGCGAAAAAGAAGGAGAAGGAGAUAAUUGCGAAAAAUUCCAAAGCACUCCUUUGGAGUCCACCUAUUCCACAAGAUAUUGGGAUACGUUGCAUCACAAUGGAUUAUAAAAUUCAUGACGUGUCUUUGAAAGCUGAAUCUUUUAAAGCCCUACCGAAACCUAUCUACGUUUGGAAAUUUAACGUAAACAUGGGCAAGUGGAUUAAUGACGCAUCGAACUGGAAUCAAAAGUGGGAACUUGAUGACGGUUCUAUUUGUUUGAAGAAUAUCCCGAUUGAAACCGAAAUUGAUGAAGAGGAUAUCGCAUUGUUUUCAGUUGAUACCCCCGUGGAACCUAAAACUCCGAAAAUUACCAAAGCACGGCUUUGGAGUCCUCCAAUUCGACAAACUAUUGGAAUGCGAUGCAUAACUUUUGGCUAUGGAAUUCAUGUGCAUUCAGAUGAUUCCGAAAUCUACAGCUUAGCUGUAUUACAACAACAGGAUGGUUUAUCCUCCACUCUAAUAAUUAUAUCGCAGUCGCUUAACUUCAGUUCUGAUUCUUUUUUCUUGAUUUUUGGGUCUCCUAAAACAUAUUACGAGCCAACCGAUAUAUUCUACUGGUUUCUUGACUGUCCAUCAUCAUAUUAUCGUCCCUACUCACUUCCAAAGCCCUUCUACGUUUGGACAUUCAACGAGAACAUGGGAAAGUGGGCCAAUGACCUCUCAAAUUGGAAUCAAAAGUGGGGACUUGUGGAUGGUACGAUUUGCUUAAAAAAUGUUCCUGCAGAUACUGAAGUCAUCGAGGAGGACAUGCCAUGGUUAGCUGUGAAUCCUAAGGUGGAAGAAGUAUCCCAGAAGAGCACUAAAUCUCCGCUUUGGAGUCCACCAAUUCGAAAGUCGAUAGGGAUGCGCUGCUUAAUAAUGGAUUAUAUCAUCAAUGUUGAUUCGGGCGAAACAGACGGCUAUAGUCUAACUGUAUUACAGCAACAAGAUGGUGUGGACGAAAAUGUGCCAAAGCCUUUCUUCGUUUGGACCUUCGAUGAAAGUAUGGGAAAGUGGACUAAUGAUCAAGCAAAUUGGAAUCAAAAGUGGGAGCUUGUUGAUGGAGCUAUUUGUUUGAAGAACAUCCCCAUGGAACCUGAUGCACCCGGCGAUGAUAUGCCUUGGUUCGCCAUGAAGCCGAAGAAAGGAAACAAAGUCCCGAAAAGUUCCAAAGCACCACUUUGGAGCCCACCUAUUCCUGAUACGGCUGGAAUGCGUUGUAUCACGAUUGACUACAACUUUCUAGUUGAUUCGGAUGAAACUAAUACCUAUAGUCUAGCUGUUUUGCAGCAGCAGGAUGGUCACUACGUUCUGAGUCAAUGUCAUUUCGAUCGGAAUCCUUCUAAUUCUGUCUCCAUUUUCACAAUUGUAGAUGCCUCUCCAGUAUUCCACGUUUGGACAUUUAACAACGAUUUGGAAUACUGGACAAACGAUGAUGAGGUUGGAAGUCAGAAAUGGUUGUCGAUGCCAUCUCUUCGAUCAGUUUGUCUGUCGGCUAACCCACCGUCUUCUGUCAUAAAUGAUCCAAGAAGACCAGUAUGGAUGAAUGAAGAAGCGAAAUCAGUUGAAACAUCCAUCGGUUCGAAAGCCCGACUUCGAAGUCCCAAGAUUCCGGGCAAAGUCAAUAUGCAAUGCUUGGCUAUUACUUAUGGGAUAUUUUCUGGUUCUAGUGAUGAAUCAUUCAUUCCUGGAGCUUCAUUGUCGAUUCUUGAGAAGCGUGAUAGGUUCACUAAAGCCGCUUUUAACUUGGAGCUUCACGGAGGACCUAGAGGACUGGACAAACGACGGCGACAAUUGGCUAGCGAAGUGGAAGAAUAUAAAAAUUAG